This is a messenger RNA of Porites evermanni, 471 nucleotides long. The record is from the annotation of a GenBank genome assembly. NCBI's taxonomy places the organism in Eukaryota, Metazoa, Cnidaria, Anthozoa, Scleractinia, Poritidae.
AUCUUUGUGAACGCUGUACGCGAGCGACUCGUCAUUGAAGGCAAUAUCUUUGGCGAUCUCAUGGCCAUCAAUAUUCAGCGUGGUCGGGACCAUGGCCUACCAGGUUACACCAAAUAUCGAGAAGUGCUUGGAUUGGGAGCUGUUAAUUCUUUUGAUGACCUUUCGGAUACUUUCUCUUCAGAGCAGAUUGCAAGAUUUAAGUUAGUAUACAAAAAUGUCAAAGAUGGGGAUAUUUUUCCCCUCAGCAUAUCAGAGGUCCCCAUGAAUGGAAGCGUGCUUGGAAGCGUCAAUACCCAUAUUAUACUAAAGCAGUUUGGAAAGUUCCGCUCUGGUGAUCGCUUUUGGUAUGAGAGAGAUGACCACUUGACCGGCUUUACGCUCCAACAGCUGGAUGAAAUAAGAAAAGUUACUUUGGCUAGAGUCAUGUGCGACAAUCUUGACGGGGCCACCCGCAUUCAGCCUUGGGUAUUC